CCUCAACAUUUGCUUUACUUCUCCUAUGAUUGGUCCCAGCGUAGAUAGGUCCCUCUCCUUCUCUGUAGCUUGCUAACUAUCUCCUUACAGUCCAUCUCGAUGUGCAGACUGUUUGCAUUGAUCUCAUGUGCUAACUGAACCGCAUGUUUGCAGGCUAAAAGCUCGGCCGUAGCAGGAUCUCUGCAGUUUGGGAGGAAAUGGCAUGCACUGCCCAUGAGGGCCCCUUCAUGAUUUCUGAAAACUACUCCCGCUCCUCCACAUUCACCUGUCUUUGACAUAGCUCCAUCCACGUUGACUUUAAGCCAACCUUCCUCCGGCGGUCUCCACUUUUCAACAGGCACUGGCUUCUGAAUUUUGCUAUUGCUUCCAUGAAUGGCCUGCCACUCCUCCAUCAACUUGACUACAGUCCUUGCAAUCACCUCUGCAUCUUCAAUUCUCUUUCUAUCACGGGCAUUAUUGCGAGCUAACCACAGUCCAUACAGCCCCUGAAUCAUGAUUGCUCUCUCAUCAUCCGAUGCAUCAGCAACCCACGAGAGCAACCAGCUUGAGAGUGCACCCUGGGGACAAAUUGAAUCCGGUGGGAUCGUCACCGGCACCCCAACUCCGAGUGCAUAACUUUCCAGAACUUCUGUGAGUGAUAGCAUCCCCAAAAUCUCCACCAGAAGCCAGUGAGGAGGUUUCCCAAAGCCCUUAUCUACCCAUCUUUUCAUCAGCCUAUUUAGUAGCAAGCUCGAGGAAGUUGGCAAUAUUCAGGAAAAAAACAAGCAAUGUUAAGAAGAUAACCAAGAGCAGCUCCUUUUCACAUCAUGGAUCCCCCCAGCGGGAUAUGUGAAGAUCAAGGUGGAUUAGGGUAUAGCGAGGUAUGAACUUGUAGGCGUUGCGUGGCAGUGUGCAGAAAUUUAGAAGGCAUGUUCUUGAGGUCUUGGCAUGUUCUUGAGGUCUUGGCAGAAAUUCAGAAGGCAUGUUCUUGAGGUCUUUUAGCCAACUCUGACCAUUCAUAUUUCUAAUAAAAUAAAAUAUAUCCUACAAAAAUUACACGGAUAGAUUUGUAUUUGAAAGAGCCUUUUGAUGGUAUAAUUUUUGUGACAUAUAAUUUACAUUUUAUUACUUUAGUUUAUUAGUCAAAAUUUAGCCAAUGAGAGGGAGCCUAAUAAACUCAGACGGAUGGAGUUAACCUGAGCCAGUAACAUCCGCCGUCUCUCUUCUCUAAAACAGAAGAAAAAGAAAAGGACACAAGAAACUCGGCGUGGUUGCUUACACCCAACACAGCCGAUGUGGUUGGAAUGGUUAAGUGGACAGUGUUAUCCCCACCCCAUCAAGGUUCAAGUCCUGGUGCUCGUAUUAUCCUGAAAUUCUUUCAGGAUUUCCGGCGAUACGCUUUUCGUGGAAGAAGACGUUUCCAUCGACUAUGAGGCGCCUACGGUGACUUCGUAAAACAUCAAGAUGAUACGCCGGCUCAGUCUUUCGGAGGUGCUCAGAGGAACAGAGUGUGCGUGUAUGUGUUUAUAGGGAAGCUUACCUUCAACCGGCGGAUCGCGCGGUUCGUCCGUCGGCUCCGUGUCCGUCCGAUCGUCAGCUGAUCAGACGGACGAGAGCAACCCCACCCGCACCUUUGUGUACACACCGUUUCUGCAACUGAGCAGUUGUUUCGGAAGGGAGAAUUUGCAACUUCCUGGCCCUUUUUUGCAGCGUCGGUGACUCUUGCGGCUGGAGGGCAAUGGAGGCGAGGAAUCUCACCAGAUCCGACGAGGAUGAGGCGCGGGCAGGAGGCGGGGACGUCCGGGGGCCGCGAGGAGCGGUGACUCGUGCGGCUAGGAGGGCGACGACGGCGAGGAUUCCAGCCAGAUCUUGCCGGAUUCGACGAGGAUAACCUGCGGGCAGGAGGUGGGGACGUCCGGGAGUGGCGGGGGCUCGUCUCGGUGAGGUCCGGUGGGGUUGACGGCGAGCGUCAUAGCAAGGACCUGCGACGGCAGCGGCUCACGGUGCUCCUUAGCGGAGCAUGUUUUCUGAACAAAGCUCUUGUUGCGAUAGUAAGUUGUGUUUCUGAAAUAAUGCUCUUGUUUGCGCAGAGAUGCUUUUGACAACUGUCCUCAAUAUUUCUGAAACAAAGCUCUUUUUUGCAAAAGUCACUGAUGUUUCUAAAACAAAGCUCUUUGUUGCAAUAGUCACUGUUGUUUCUGAAACAACACUUUUGUUGCGAAGUGGGAUAGUAUGUUGAGCAACUUAUAUUGGAUGGCUAGCGAGACGGCGGAUCGGGCCGACGCGUAGCACUCCUAGUAUAUACACGUUUAUAUAAGUGCUUGCAUCUUUAUUGUGUUAAAAAAACGCAGCCGCAUCGGCCUAAACCUCCACACCGCCGCCUCCGAAUUCCCCAAUUCCAGAGGAGGCGAACCAGCCCUUGAUCGGAUCCCAACUCCGACUGCUGGGCGGAACAAUGGUAACGCAGUCGGAGCCAGCAUCAACCCGUCGUCCUCCACCGCCAUCAACCAUGGAUUUAUUCUCCACCUCCUCCUUCAUCCGCCGCCGAUUUUCUUGAACCCUUCGCCGGCUUGUCUGACGCUUCCGACGACGACAUGGAUAGUGCGGAAGAUCGACCCUCCUUGGUUGCGGCGGAGGAGGACAAGCAGCAUGUCCCCUACAGCGACGCUCCGUCUGCGGUGCGCGCCGUGCUCAACCGUCCGUGGCCAUCCCCUGCCCUGAUCCCGCCGGAUAGUCCGUCCGGCAAGUACCGCACACUGGUGGCCACCGCCAAGGACAUCGGGGACCCGAUCUCGCCGGAGGAGAUGGCCGCGCUGGAGGACAAGGAGAGCGACGACGCAAACGCACGGUUCUACAAGGCAAUGGCUCGGACCGAUGUCUUCAUGAGGAAUUACAUCCAUGAACACGGCAACCUGUACAUGGAUGAGAACGACGGGUGCAUGUUCGACAACUCCGCCCAAGUUGAGGAAAUACGUUGCAAGUGUGUCACAGCAGAAGAAAUGGAAGCCAAGAUAAUGAAGCGAGAGGUGACUAGGCAAGAAACUUAUUUGUCAGAACUGGCCUUAGCGAGUUUCAACAAGAGGAGAAAGGUGAAGUUUGAGUUAUGUGAGACAUUGCUUUCAAAUUCCUUCUGGCACAACAGAGAUUCCUUUGUGCACCUCAAUUUCGUCGCAAAGCGGAAGGAUAAGAAGACGCUCUUUUUUGCCGAGAUAGAGGACUGCGGACAGGUCGGCAAAGAGAUCCUGCAAGUACGCUGCUGCGUUCCCCUGGAUUCGCUAUGUGAAGGUGGUUAUCAUUACUACUGUGUUGAUCCUCCUGGACAUGGCUAUAGGAAAAGUCUUGACUUCACGAGGUGCUACGCCUGCACCGAGUUCUUGAAACAUCCGGCCGAUGGCUCGACAUACUCAGGAGGGCAUGACCAUCGGAAGAGGAUGUAUCUAUAGUUUAGGAUGUGUUUCAUUUAUAGUAAAAAAAAUAUUGAUUUAUUUAUCAGCGAUGGAGCCUCCUCAUGGAGGGCACGAGAGUAUGAUCUGUUGGAAAAUUAAGUGAUUAAAUGGUUAAUAUGUUAAUUAGCAUAAGUUAAAGUGGGCCCAAUAGUUAAUUAUGGGAUUAACACUAAUUAACGGUAAUUAGCAAUUUGCGCCUGUGAUUGGGGGCUAAUUAAGAUUAUGGUUAGGUCCCACGUCAUAUACAGCGCUAUAUAUAAAGGAGGGCAUCCCUGCACCUAAUUGAUCGUCGUAUCGUUUAGGACAACAGUGCCCUCCGAAAUUCACUCCAAAUCAAAUCGGGAGUGCGCUGGACGUUGACGUGAAGGCCUCUCCUUACUCCGGCGAGGUGCCGGAGUGAUCUACUAUGCUGCUGCAGUUCGUCAUCAGACUCCACUUCCUCCACCGAGAUGGCCUCUCCAAACGGAGCUUUGAACCCAUCACUUAUUUUUGGGCUCCUAAACUCAAUUGAGCACCUCAAUGGGACUAACUUUCCUACAUGGAAGGAGCAGAUUUCCAUUAACCUUGGGGUCAUGGAUCUUGACUACGCACUUAGGGAGAAGGCUCCAGUUCCCUUGUCCUCUGAUGAUGAAAACCUUACUGAGAGAACUAAGGUUUAUGAGGCUAACAAGGAGAAGUGGGAGCGCUCCAAUCGAUUGUCCCUCAUGAUCAUGAAAAGCACAAUUACUCUUGGGAUUAGGGGAGCUAUCCCCGAUUCCGAAUGUGCUAAGACUUAUCUGGCAUCGGUGGAGGAACAGUUUAAAGGCUCCACAAAAGUCUAUGCCAGUACACUGAUCAUGAAAAUGCUCACCACUAAGUAUGAUGGUGCAAGCGGUGUGAGAGAACAUAUCAUGACUAUGAACGAUAUGGCCGCAAAAUUAAAGGGCAUGGACAUGGAGAUUUCUGAGGGCUUCUUGGUUCAUUUCAUUAUGACCUCCCUUCCAGUGGAGUUUGGUCCAUUCAAGAUCAACUAUAACACAGAGAAGGAGAAGUGGACCAUGGGUGAGCUCAGGGCUAUGUGCGUUCAAGAAGAGGAGCGACUUAAGAUUGAGAGAAAAGAUUACGCUCAUCUUACUUUCAUGAACUCAGGGAAGAGAAAGUUUAAUGGUGAAAAUAAGACUCAGAAAAAAUUAGGUCCUUCACAUAAGGCCGAGUCAAGCAAGUCUGGGGCCAAAAGGUCAAAGCCUUCUGUUGCUAAUGAGCCUUCUGCACCUAAGAAGCCUUAUUGCAAGUUUUGCAAACAUGACGGACAUAAGCAGAAGGAUUGCGAUGGCUUUAAGGCAUGGCUUGUAAAGAAGGGGAUUCCUUACCGUGAGGACGCUUCAAAGGGGGGAGCGAACUCUUAGAGUUGCAAAUGGAAAGGAGGCUAAUGUUGAAGCUGUUGGGACUCUCCCGUUAGUGCUAAAAGAUGGCUUCACCCUCAUUCUUAAUAAUGCUAUUUAUGUUCCUACCAUGAGGAGGAACCUAGAUGAUGAUGGUUUUGAGACUUAUUUUGGGAACAAACGAUGUGUUAUUAAGUUUGGUCAUGAUGAUAUUGGUCAUGGCGUUCGCCAUGACAAACUCUAUAGACUCUUUUUGAACGACUCC
Messenger RNA from Aegilops tauschii subsp. strangulata, 5051 nucleotides. RefSeq lists its product as uncharacterized. The record is from RefSeq and is a predicted model, not a curated record. NCBI's taxonomy places the organism in Eukaryota, Viridiplantae, Streptophyta, Magnoliopsida, Poales, Poaceae.